AUGCGAGCAUUAGACCAAAAUGUGAGACAACGGCAGUCACAGGCCACAAGACUCGGCGAAAAGUCACAAAGGAGCAACUCAGCACCAACUUCAUGGGAGCAUAGAUCCGACGAGGGAUUCGAGUCAUCAAAUAGUGGGAACAAUAUACCGAUGUACAAUCCCCUUCACUUUUCCGAUGAGAUGAAUGGUGCACCUGGAAGCCCUCCUCUUGCCUCUCAGCAUUCGACGUCUUACGACAAGACUAACGAUAUGAUGCUUCGAUCAUCCGUCGCUAUGGAUGGUAUCCACGCAACGGGUGGAAAGCUUCAUGCGCAUUCUCUCGCAUUGAAUGCUGUUCCAGAUUCCAGCUACCAAGCUUAUCUGAAAGGACAGUCAUUCAAAAAGAAAAAUGGCUCCUUUAUUGAUGGGAUAUGUUUCGCCAAGUUCUGUGCCUUCUUUUCGACCGUGGCCAUCAUGUUCUUUAUAUUUGUGGGUAUCAUUAUUGAUGUGCAGCCAAUGUAUUUGCAGGGUAUUCUGAUAAAACACCAGCAAUACAAUGAGAACCAGAAGAUGCAAACAUAUUACGAUUUGACUCAGGGCGAACGACUUGACACAGCCCGUCGUGCUUACCAAGCAGCCUUCUUUUAUUUCUUGACGGUCUGCGCCUGCCUCGCAUAUGCCUACAACUUUCACUUCUAUUUUAACAGCAGGAUGGGACAAUAUCAUGAUGUUCCAGAUGCUGACCCGACCAAUGAAAACUUUGGCACUGCCUCGUCAAAGGGUGGUCUGCCGAUGUACAAUAGCCACACAAUGCAGGCGUACCAGCACGACCAUAGGAUAGGUUCUAAAGUAUGGAACAUGGCAUCGUUGACCACGAACCGAGUUAGAAUGCACAUUGCAUCCAACUGGCCAAGCUACGGAGAAAAGCGUAGGUCACGGCGGCGCCAAAUGGGGGCAAAAGACGUGUAG
This is a messenger RNA of Cylindrotheca closterium, 948 nucleotides long. Lineage: Eukaryota; Bacillariophyta; Bacillariophyceae; Bacillariales; Bacillariaceae. The record is from the annotation of a GenBank genome assembly.